CUUCACUACAAUCAUCUCCCCACCAAACAACGAUGCAAUACACAAUAUUGUGACUAUAUUAAAUCCUGCAAAGUGGGCGACACACAGGCACACACAGUGUAACAGGUUAAACAUCAUUUAUUUGUUUUUGGUGUUUGAAAUAAAAGAAGCUGAAGGUCGCUUGAACCCGAUGGAGGACUGCAGCUUCCACAGCCAGCUCCUGUCCGUCAUGGAGGUCCUGGCCAAGGCGGCCGUGGCGGAGAUAAACCGGCGUGUGGAUGACAGCUGCGCGGUGCUCCGGCUGGAGGUGAGCCAGAGCCGGCGGGACAUCGACCUGCUGCAGAGGAAGUGUGAGGUGAUGGAGGCAGAGCUGAGGAGGACCAGGAUGAGAGCCCGGAGGAAAGUGUUUUAUCCUCCAGCAGCCGAGAGGUUUUCUCCUUUAGUCAAAGUAGUGUUGAAUAAAGAGAGACAGAGCGCAGACUGGGACAGACAGAUGGAUGCUGAGGCUCAAAACCAACCCCAGCAGGGUGCUGCUGAAGCUGAACACAUACUGAUCAAAGAGGAGCGUGCAGAGGAGGACAUGUGGAAGAACGACUCCGAGGACAAACUGAUCUCUGAGCAGCAGCCAUGUUUCGAAGCCUCACAACCCGCCCGGACCGACUCGGCUGAGAACCCAGCCGACCCCGGAUCUCUGGCCUCCCCGGCAGACGGGUACAGCGCUUUCCUGGACCAGCAGCUGCCAAACAGAAGCCAAAUUGAGGCCGAGCUCAUAGUGAAACACGAGCGAGAGGAAGAGCCCGACGAGAACGCAGCUCCUCUGGAUUCAGCCCACAAGUUUGUGACAGAGGACGGCGACGGCCAGCUGUGGUCGUCCAAUCUGUGCGGAGCCGCUGUUGACCCGGGCUUCUCGUACGCCGGGCAGCAGUUUGAGCCAGUUCCCCCGAUGCUCCCGUCUCAAAGUGGACUUCAUUUGGAAGACAUGGUGCCCCAAAUCCACUCAGUGGGGAAGUCACAUUCAGUCACAGUGAGCGCAGCACGGGUGAAAAGACGAGCCAGAGCGUUUGGAUGUAAGAGACCACAACCAGACGAAGGACACAACGCUUUAUCUCAGCUCAACACCAUGGAUCAGUGUUUGAUUCCUCAGCAGCCACAGCAUCAAUACAGAGACGCCGCGCCUCACACGAGGAACCCGAACGAGGAUUCUGGGCCUCCAAACUUGGCGGACACCAAUUUCUGCGGGCGCAGCGGCUUCGGCCUGGCGAGGAGGAUGAGGGCGCCCUGGAGGUCCGGCAUCGGCGAGAAGAGGUUCAGCUGCACGUACUGCAACAAGAGCUUCAUGAGGUUCAGUCAGCUCAAAGAGCACAUGAGGAGCCACACCGGGGAGAAACCGUUCAGCUGCCUGCAGUGCGGCAGGAGCUUCACCAAACAGUGCAACCUCAUCCGACACGCGGUGGUCCACAGCGGGGAGAAACCCUACGAGUGCUCGCUGUGCGGGAAGUGCUUCACCCAGCGCUCCAGCCUGAAGUCCCAUCAGAAAACGGCGCACUGAGUUUUAUACACCUGAUUCCAGUGUUUGCUAACUUUAAGAAACAUCAAGUGUUUGUUUUCAUUGUUUUUAAUAGAAAAUAAUAUGUGAUAUAAUGUUGUUAUAAUGAAACAGGCGAGUCUGGAAUCAUAAUAUAAUAAUUUAGCUUUAAGUUUAGCUACAAAUCAUGUAUACUUCACUUUUUUUACCUAGUAUUUUUCCUACCGCUCUAGGCAGCCACUAGUUUCCAUUCAUUCCCAUACAGUAUUAAACAGUUGGUGGACUCUUGAAGUGUCCACUGUGUAACUGCACAACAAUAACUUUACACAACAAUGUGUAUACAGAGUUUUAGUGAUGGCUGCUUGAAACUGGAGGAAAAACACAUUCAAAUUUGUGGAGACAGUAGAUUUUUUUUAUAUCUUAUCUGUAGGAAACAGAUCAAAACAUGCAAAACCACUGGCGUGUCCCUGACUGCUGUAGGCGAGUUAUACAAACAAUGAAGAGUCAACAUCUCUAAUAUUUUUAUUUAAAAAAAAAUAUCUUGUGUAGAAAUAUCUUUGGAACAAAACCAACUGUCGUAUUGUUAUAUUGUGAGAGUGUUUGUUUUACACGUUGUGUUGUUGUGGCCUACGAUGAUGCACAUUACUAGACGCAGACAGAAGUAUGAUUGAUGCACAAAUUAAAAAUAUCAGAGGUAAAGACGAAGAGAAUUUUUUGGUUUUUUUACGUGUGAACAAAAGGUUGUCAACUCUAAAGAUGCUAAAGGUG
Molecule: messenger RNA, 2272 nt
Organism: Morone saxatilis (striped sea-bass)
Lineage: Eukaryota; Metazoa; Chordata; Actinopteri; Moronidae
Exons: 4
Coding region: 170-1528 (452 amino acids)
Biological process (GO): regulation of transcription by RNA polymerase II
Molecular function (GO): DNA-binding transcription factor activity; RNA polymerase II cis-regulatory region sequence-specific DNA binding
Source: RefSeq, a predicted model, not a curated record